AUGAGUUUAGUAGAAGAUAAACCAAGUAAAUAUGAUAAACGAUAUCAAGAGUAUAAACGAAGAAUAAGAGAGAUAGAAGAUGAAAAUGAACAAAUGACUCUUCAGCUCACUAAAGCUCGUCAUCAUAUAAAACGGCUUCGAAUAGAAAGAGUUAUUUUAUUAGAGGAAAUAGAAGAACUUCGACAAGCUCGACGAUUGAAAAAGACACCCUUUAUUAAUAACAAUAAUGAAAGUGACUCUGAACUCUCUAUUUCUGAAUCUGUACUUUCGGAUGCUGUUAUUGGCAAAGGUAGAAGAGGCCAUACAUCAUCCGCAACACCUAGAAAGAAAAGAGAUCCUAAUGCACCAAAGGGUCCUGGUAAUGUCUUUUUCUUGUAUUGUCGAAUGGAACGGGAUAAUAUCAAAGACGAAGUACCUAAUGAAAGUUUGGGUGAAGUCACUCGAUUGCUUGGACAAAAGUGGAAGGCGUUGACAAAAGAAGAGAAACAGAAAUAUUAUGACUUGUAUAAAAAAGAACAAGAGGAAUAUGAGUCAGCCAUGAAGAGUUAUACGGCAGCAGGCGGAGGUGCAGAAGGAGCAGCUGCUGUGGAAGCAAAUAAGUCAAAGCAAGACAUUAAACCAGAAGAAAUGAUAGAAUAUGAAGAUGAAGAAGUAGAUAUGCUUCAAGAAGACGAAGAAGAAGAGGAUGAAGAAGAAGAAGAUGAAUUAGAAAAUACGCACCAAGAGUCAUUAGUAUCACACCCUACUACCACAACAACAACAACAACAGAUUUUGUAUAA
Molecule: messenger RNA, 780 nt
Organism: Rhizopus microsporus ATCC 52813
Lineage: Eukaryota; Fungi; Mucoromycota; Mucoromycetes; Mucorales; Rhizopodaceae
Product: HMG-box
Exons: 6
Coding region: 1-780 (259 amino acids)
Source: RefSeq, a predicted model, not a curated record